AUGCAUCUUUCUUACUUGCUUAUCCAAGGGCUGCUGGCGGUUUCUGCCGGAGCAUCUCGCCACCGAAAAGUCCGCCGACAGAAAGGACCAACUGAUCCAGGUAUCCCUUCAGACUGCACCUAUUGGGAGACUGUAGAGGCAGAAGAUCAAGGUUGCACUUACCUUGAGGAUCUCUGGGAGUUAGAACACGCUACGUUUGUUGAAUACAACCCCAGCGUCAAGGACGACUGCAGUGGUAUCCAACUCGGGCACUCGUACUGCGUUGAGGUCAACAAUGGGUUUCCUCGUGACGAUGAUCCUCCCAAGGUGACAAGUACUAAGGAUACCAAGCCAGAGCCCGAGCCUACGCGGGAUACCAAGCCCAGUCCUACCCAAGAUGGUCUCAUUGACACUUGCACAUCGUUCUACGAAGCCAAAAAAGGAGAUACUUGCAACAAGAUUAUUGCUCAGUAUAAGACUUUUGACUUUGAUGACUUCUUCAAGUGGAAUCCCGCGGUUGACAAAGACUGCAGUGGCAUCUGGGCUAGCACUUGGUAUUGCGUGGGAGUACCUGGAACGCCUACAAGCCCGCCAACCAAGACAAUCGUGACUACAACCAAGCCAACAGGCGUUCCCAAGCCCACUCAAACCCAAGAAGGGCUUAUUGAGAGCUGCACGGCAUUCCAUAUGGCUGAGAAGGGCGACACCUGUGCCAAGAUUGUCUCCAAGUUUGGCACCUUUGACUUCGACACUUUCUACAAGUGGAACCCUGCUGUCGGCAAAGACUGUAGUGGCAUUUGGGCAAGUUACUACUACUGUGUUGCUGUUCCGGGUACUGCUACCGUCAAGCCCUCUGCUACUACCCCGAAGCCGACGGCGACUGGAGGAAUUGAGACUCCCUCUCCCAUUCAAGAAGGUUUGGUCAAGAACUGCAACAAGUUCCAUCAGAUCGCCUCGACCACAACUUGCUCCUCCAUUGAGUCAUACUACAAACUACCGCUCUCCCAGUUCCUCGCCUGGAACCCCGCUGUUGGCAAAGACUGCACUUCUCUGUGGAAAGGCUACUGGGUCUGCGUCAGCGUUGAAGGCUACAAGCCAGCCACUACAGCAACCGCCAAACCCACUACGACAAAGCCUGCGAAUGGCAUUGCAACGCCUUCACCAAUCCAAGAUGGCAUGGUCAAGAACUGCGAGAAGUUCCAUCAGAUCAAGUCUACUACCACUUGCACCUCCAUUGAGAACUAUUACAACCUCCCACUCUCGACCUUCCUCUCGUGGAAUCCCGCCGUCGGUAAGGACUGCAAUUCUCUUCUCGUCAACUACUGGGUUUGCGUUGCGACUGUCGGCUGGAAGCCUCCAACCAAGACCACUACGAAAGCCGCAACAACAACGAAGAGUUCUUCCAACGGAGUCAAGACGCCUCCCCCUGUGCAGGCUGGCAUGGUCAGCAACUGCAACAAGUUUCACAUGGUUCAGAAGACUACAACUUGUGCUUCCAUUCAAAAUUACUACAAGAUUUCUUUGGCAGACUUCGUCAAGUGGAAUCCGGCUGUUGGCAAGGACUGCAAGGGGCUAUGGGCUGACUACAACGUCUGCGUUGGGGUCAUUGGUGGAACGCCGACGAAGCCAGGUAAUGGAGUUGAGACGCCUUCGCCCAUCCAGGCCGGAUUGGUUAGCAAUUGCAAGAAGUUUCACCAGGUCCAGUCUACAACAACCUGUGCGUCUAUUCAGAAGUACUACAGUAUUUCUCUUGCACAGCUGGUGAAAUGGAAUCCGGCAAUUGGAUCUAAAUGCACAGCCCUCUGGGCCAAGUAUUGGGUUUGUGUUGGUGUAUGA
This is a messenger RNA of Fusarium redolens, 1815 nucleotides long. RefSeq lists its product as uncharacterized. The transcript has 2 exons. Bases 1 to 1815 code for a protein of 604 amino acids. The record is from RefSeq and is a predicted model, not a curated record. Lineage: Eukaryota; Fungi; Ascomycota; Sordariomycetes; Hypocreales; Nectriaceae.